This is a messenger RNA of Rhineura floridana, 4278 nucleotides long. Its product is annotated as zinc finger protein 397-like. The coding region runs from base 245 to 1348 and encodes 367 amino acids. NCBI's taxonomy places the organism in Eukaryota, Metazoa, Chordata, Lepidosauria, Squamata, Rhineuridae. Gene Ontology annotation, biological process: regulation of transcription by RNA polymerase II. The record is from RefSeq and is a predicted model, not a curated record. The transcript is spliced from 3 exons. Gene Ontology annotation, molecular function: RNA polymerase II cis-regulatory region sequence-specific DNA binding; DNA-binding transcription factor activity, RNA polymerase II-specific.
AAGUGAGGGCAUGGUAUCAGCGCUUUGGUCUGUGGUGCUGUCUCUGAUUCUUGGGACUUGCAUCCCUUCCCUCAGGGAGAAGCUGGAAUUGAUCUCAGGAAGCACCAAGCUGGGAAUCUUAAGGGUAUCUCCUUGUCUGCUGUAAGGAAGACUUGUAAGCUUUCAGACCAAGAGUGGCCUCUUCACGCAGUUCUCAACCUAUGAACGGAAGUUGCUCAAGAGCAAGUAGAUCCUUUGGGCCUGAAUGGACGUGGAAGGCCCUGCCGGGACAGCAGCAAAAAACGGCCUGGAUGCCACCCAGGCUGGCAUCAGCAGGGAAUUCUGGGAAGGGAAAAUGGAGAUGGUCCUGCAUGAAGACAACAGCAGCUCGGAGGAGCCAUGCAGGCGCUUUAGGCAGUUCUGCUACUGGGAGGCCGACGGACCCCGAGAAGUCUGCAGCCGACUCCACGACCUUUGCUGCCGGUGGCUGGACCCAGAGAACCACACGAAGGCUCGGAUCCUGGACCUGGUGAUCCUGGAGCAGUUCCUGGCCAUCCUGCCCCCGGAGAUGGAGAGCUGGGUCAGGGAGUGUGGUCCGGAGACCAGUUCUCAGGCGGUGGCCCUGGCGGAAGGCUUCCUCCUGGGCAAGGUGGAGUGCAAGAAGGAGGAAGUGGAGCUGGUGGAGGGGUGGCCAGCAGUGGCCGGCAGCUUCCCCGAGACAGAGAAUCCCACGCUGGAUCCCUCGCAGAGACCGCUGUUCAGGUGGAUCGUCCUGGAGGGCGACGGAGGAGCUGUCUCGCUGGAUGAUGGGAGGGAGAAUGAGGAAGAAGGUGAACAGCAGAGGAGAGAAACUGAAAUGAAACAGACAUGGGGGAAUAGAUCCAUUGCUCCUGAAGGGACUUGCUUCCGUGAAAUCCCAAUGCUACAAGAAUGUCACCCAGGAAACAAAAGGAAUCAGAUUUCUCUAUAUGGAAGGAUUGUAACUGGUAAAUCAAGCAAACGUCAAAGGAUUCACACUGGAGAGAAGCCAUAUCAAUGCUCAGAGUGUGGAAAGAGCUUCAGGUGGAGUUCAGAGCUUUGCUCACACGAGAGAAUUCACACAGGGGAAAAACCCUAUACAUGCUCUGAAUGCGGCAAGAGCUUUAGUGAGAAUAAAAACCUCAGAGUGCAUUACAAAAUCCACACAGGGGACAGGCCUCAUAAAUGCUCUGAGUGUGGAAAGAGUUUCAGUCGCAGCACAAACCUUAGAAGACAUAAAAGAAUCCACACAGGGGAGAGACCAUAUCAAUGCUCAGAGUGUGGGAAGAACUUCAAGUACAAUUCAGAGCUUUGCUCUCAUCAAAGAAUUCAUAGUGGAAAUGCCUUAUAAUGCAACCAGUCACAGUACAACCCUUACAAGCCAUCAGAGUUUACAUGGGGAAAAAGAAACAAAGACUUAUUCAGAAUUUGGAAAGAGGUUCAGGACAGAUAAAAGCCUGAGGUUACAUUGAACAAUCCAUACGCAGGACAAUCUGUUCAACUGCUCAGGUAGGGAAAAAGCUUCCUAAGAACAGAGGAACAGCUCUGAAGCUGGAUCAGGGCAAAGGCAUGUCGAGUCCAACGUCCUAUUCUCAUAAUACUAGAACUCGUGGACAUUCAAAGAAGCUGAAUGUUGGAAGAUUCAGAACAGACAAAAGGAAGUACUUCUUUACUCAGCGCAUAGUUAAACUAUGGAAUUUGCUCCCACAAGAUGCUUGAAUGGCCACCAGCUUGGAUGGCUUUAAAAGAAGAUUAGACAAAUUCAUGGAGGACAGGGCUAUCAAUGGCUACUAGCUGUGAUGGCUGUGCUGUGCCACCCUAGUCAGAGGCAGCAUGCUUCUGAAAAACAGUUGCCGGAAGCCUCAGGAGGGGAGAGUGUUCUUGCACUCGGGUCCUGCUUGCGGGCUUCCCCCAGGCACCUGGUAGGCCACUGUGAGAACAGGAUGCUGGACUCGAUGGGCCACUGGCCUGAUUCAGCAGGCUCUUCUUAUGUUCUUAUGUUCUUAACCAACCAUAUGCCUAUAGGAAGCCUGUAAGCAGGAUCUAAGUGCAACUAUCCUGACUAGUGAGUUCCAGCAACUGGCAUUUUACUUCUAUCGUGCCGACUCUUAACUCACAUUUCCCUUAAACUAAAAAGCUUAAAAUGUUGUAACCAUUACACAAAGGGAAGUUGCUCCAGCCCCUUCAUCAUUUUCGUUGCGCUUUUCCACCUGCCCUAAUGUUUCUGAGGUGAGGCGACUAGAAUUUAUUUCAAAUGCAGUUGCACCAUAGAGUUGUAUAACAGCGGUAUGAUAAUCGGUUUUCUUUUCAAUCCCCUAACCAUCCCUAACAUGGAAUUUGCCUUUUUUUACACACACUGGGUUGAAAUUUCAUUGAGCCGUCCUUUCAGACUCCUAAGGUCUCAUUCUGGAUUAGUUGCUACCAGUUCAAACCCUGUUAGUGUAUAUGUAAAAUUGAGAUUUUUUUUGGCAUCACUUCUCACUUGUUUAUAUUGAAUUGCAUUUGCUGUUUUUGUGCCCAUUCACCAAGUUCGGAGAAAUUAUUUUGGAGCUCCUCACUAAAAACACUUUUUGUUUUAACCACCUUGAACAAUUUUGUAUCUUGUACAAUUUUGUCCUGUCCCACUAACUCUCAUAGGUUAGUGAGAUAGGACAUACCCUUGCAGAAGCCAUGCUGGUUCUGCUUUAGCAAGGCUUGUUCUUUAUCAGGAGUGAGGAACCUUUAGCCUUCCAGAUGUUGCUGGACUACAGCUCCUAUCAGCUUCAGCCAUUACAACCAAUGGUCAGGGAUGAUGGGUGAGUAGUCCAGCAACAUCUGGAGUGACACAGGUUCAACAGCUCUGUUCUACUCUGUGUCUGACUUUAAUGCUUUCCAUCAAUUUCCACAGAACAGACGUUAAGCUAACUGACCUAUAAUUUCCCAGAUCCUUCAUCUGCAAAUCUCUUUUUAUAAAUUGGUUUUACAUUGGCCACUUUUCAGUCAAGCAUGGAAGCUGAUCUUAGGGACAAAAGUUCAGUAGGUUUGGUAACUGUUCUUACACAACAUCAAAUAAUGCAUACAGAACAGGAAGGAAAUGCCGAGGUUGUGGAAAGAGCUUUAUCCAGAGCAGGCAUUUUUGCUUGUAUCCAGAAUAUUGCCAGAUUUUGGGGUGGUGGUGGUGGAGGAAAGCUUUUCAUUACUUUUUGCAUCUAUAGAUUCCCCCCCCCGAUACAUAGACCUGUAGUUAUAUGAAAAAAAUUAAAGUUUAAAAAAAGGUUAUUUUGAAAUCACUUAACUUUGCUUACUGGGUUUGCUGAGAAGAUUGCUGGGUUUCCUUCCUAAAAAAUAAAUAAAUCACAAAUUUGGUGCCCAAUUUCCUGGCUCCUCCCCCUGUUUUUGUGCAUGUGUUUUGUUUUGGUUUUGAUGAGUUAGAGGAAGGGAGAGAGAAGUGACCAGAGGGGGUGGUGCCCAUGGCACUUCCUCAAAAAUCCAAGGGUCCUUCAGGGUUAAAAAUGGUUGGCGACCCCUGAAUUAACCUGAGCCUUGAAAAGUACAUAGAGGUGAAAAAGGAAAUGGGAAAGACUGUCACUCUUCCAACUUCCUCCUUUACAUCCUUGCACUUUUUAAGGGAGAAAAAGGUAACCACCCUCACCACCAAAUGACAAAGGGGGCUCAGAAGGGCACUCAUGUGCCCUGCAUUGGUAAACCCUGUUUUUACCACAGUAAAAACAAGUGCCUUGUGUUCUGUGCUAUUCCAGAUGUUGCAUUGCUGCCCUCAAAGAGGCAGGAAAUGCAAAUGGAUAAAGAGGCCCAGUCACUUACAGCUGAAAAAGCAGCUACAAGUGACAGCUCGCUAGGAUUUUUAUUUAUUUAUUGAACAGAAUGUAUAUACUACUUGAAGGUAAAGGUGUCCCCGCACUUGUAGUGCGAGUCGUUUCCAACUCUUAGGGUGAUGUCUUGUGACGUUUACUAGGUAGACCGUAUAUAUGGGGUGGGAUUGCCGGUUCCUUCCCUGGCCUUUCUUUACCCCCCAGCGUAUGCCAGGCACUCAUUUUACCGACCACGGAUGGAUGGAAGACUGAGUGGACUUCGACCCCUUUUACCAGAGAUUCGACUUCCUCUUUCCGUUGGAAUCGAACUCCGGCCGUGAGCAGAGCUUUGGCCGCGUUACCACCGCUUACCACUCUGAACAAAAGACCUCCAAAAGAUAAUCUAAAAGAGUCAUUAAAAAUACUGAUUAAAGCAAACAUUUAAAACAAGUUGCAUGCAGAUUUUAAAAUAUAAAAUCAGUAAUUUAAAAAA